Molecule: messenger RNA, 429 nt
Organism: Acanthamoeba castellanii str. Neff
Lineage: Eukaryota; Discosea; Longamoebia; Acanthamoebidae
Exons: 3
Coding region: 1-429 (142 amino acids)
Source: RefSeq, a predicted model, not a curated record
AUGGAAGACUAUCAACAGUUCAUCAAGAAGAUUUGGGAUGACUUCAACAAGGAGGCAGGAAGCACCAUCAAGCCCCACAAGCAGUGCUCCACCCUGGUCUUCAACAGACACAUCAACACCAACCAAGUCCAGGUGGAACUAGUGAAGAUAAUUCAGGAAUGCAGCAUGCUGAAGAUGCUGUACAAGAGCAUUGACACCACAAUCACAGGAGGCUACAGAAUCAAAUUCUGGACAAUGGACCAUCUUGACACCUUCCUCAGGAAACACCACAUCUAUGACAAUAACAAGAAACCACACUGCAAGAUGAUCUCCAUCUAUGGGUGCGCUGACCAGAACAGGAUCAACCUGUGCAAGGUUGAUGUUGUUAACAAGAAGAGGACUGAUGUGCCACUGGAGGAACAACUGGUCCCCCACACCCAGAUGUUGUGA